Messenger RNA from Verticillium nonalfalfae, 1053 nucleotides. RefSeq lists its product as uncharacterized. The coding region runs from base 1 to 1053 and encodes 350 amino acids. NCBI's taxonomy places the organism in Eukaryota, Fungi, Ascomycota, Sordariomycetes, Glomerellales, Plectosphaerellaceae. The record is from RefSeq and is a predicted model, not a curated record. The transcript has 5 exons.
AUGGCGACGCCCAGUAUCGCAACGGCAGUGCUCAACCAUCCGGUGCUGGGGGACGUUCAGGGCGUGCUUCUCGAGGACGGCAACAUCGAGCAAUUCCGAGGCAUACCGUAUGCAGCCAAAUCAGCAAGAUGGACAGACCCCGUUAUUCAAGAAGGAAAGCUCAGUACGGACCUAUUUGAUGCGACACAGUUCGGACCUGCCUGUCCUCAGGGGGUGGGAGCCCAACGGGCGGACUUGAACCUUGUCGGAGAUCUCCCCGUGGUGGAAAGAAACAUUGAAGAAAAUGAAAAUUAUUGUCUAAACCUGGUGGUUACCAGACCUCUGCAGAUUCCCCAAGAUACCAAAUUGCCAGUGAUGGUAUGCUACCGCGUUGGGAUCUUCGGGUUCUUAGCUUCAGCACAGGCUGGUCUGCGGGGAAACUAUGGACUGAAGGAUCAAGCUUGUGCUUUCAAAUGGAUUAAGAAAAACAUUGGCGGAUUCGGCGGUGAUCCUAGCUCGAUCACCGCCUUUGGAGAAUCAGCUGGGGGAAUCCGGAGGCCACAGUCAAUGGCUUGGCAAGAAGCAAUGCUUAGAGAGAACCUUGCGUAUCUUGGACUGGACGAAUUAGAUCUAAAAGAAGCUGCCAACAAGCUUCGCUUUCUUCCGGCAUCUGAUAUUGUCCAAGUGGUGCCGAUGGUUCAGCAUUGGAGUGCAACUUUGGAUGGAGACUUCCUCCCGGGGCUGCGAGUGGUAGAUCUCACUAUAACGAAUACGUGGUGCAAGAGCAUUUUGACAGGGGACAUGGCUCACGAUGGCACUAUCUUACGCUCGCGGUACUUGGAUAAAGCGGAUGCAAAGGAUAGGACAAUUGUCGCAUGUAACGAUAUUCUCGGGUCCGAUCUGACCCAGAAGGUCCGAACGGCGUACUUGCUUGAUACCGACAAGGCCGCAACGGGUAUGCUACUGCUCGCUUCAGAAUUGCGGUUCUAUGCGCCGGUAUUGGCAGCAGGCAAAGGCUUUGGAUUGCCCCACGAUACCAAAGUCCGUCAAUAUCAUAUGGAUCAGGUCAGUUAG